AUGUUGUCAGGCUCAGAAGUAUUGGUUGAAUCAGCACCGGGUACUGCUAUAAAUACCACAAACACUUCUUUACCCCCGCCUUCUGCUCUAUUCAAUUCUAGCUAUUACAGCAAUCACAGUUCUUCUUCCUCGUCUCCUCCUCCUCCUCCUCCUCCUCCUUCAAGCACUACUACUGCCGCUACUGCUGGCAACAACACGACAACAUCCAAUACGUACAUGUUACCUCCUCCCUCCAGCCUUCCUGGCUAUCAUUUACCACCACCACACUAUAUGUAUAAUCCUGGUCCACAGCAACAACAACAACAACAACAACAACAACAACCGCCACAUCAUCACCAUCCUAAUGACUAUUAUUAUCCUCCUGUCGCCAACAACAACAACAACAACAACAACAACAACAAUUCAACCACCAUGGUGGUUGUAGAAGAGAAUCAACCGCACCCUCAGAAACCUCAACAAAAAAAACGUAAAAGACGUACCACUGCUGCCAAAAACGCAGCCGAUCCUACCACGACCACAGCUAAAAAAACCAAGAAAUCAAGCAAUUAUCAUCAUUAUGAAGUGCUGGAAAUGAAGAGCAAACCUCUCAAGACCAAGAAAAAACCAGGAAGAAAGAGCAAGAAAGAAUUGAAUGAAGCUGAAAUCAGUGCUGCUGCUGCUACAUUGGCUUCGUUUGCUACCUCCUCCUCCUCCUCCUCCUCCUCCUCUUCUUCUUCGCCUUCUAUGUCUGCUUCUUCUCAUCAUUCCGUGACAUCUACAUCUACGAAAUAUACGGCUACCCAUACACCGCCUUUAACGACAGAAGAAGAAGAAGAGGGAGAGGAUCAUGACGUCUUUUACGAUCAAGAAGAAGAAGCGGCCCAUUGUAUUCAAUUAGAAGGAGAGGCGUGCGCGAAUCCUCAUGCCGGACUGUAUCAAUGUGAACAAUGCCUAACAACCUAUAAACAUUUGAAUUGCUUACAAAAGCAUGCUUGGGAUAAACAUCAUUUAGUACGUAGAAGUAGUAUGACAAAACAACAACAAACUCAAUUAAUAGAGGCAGCACAAAUCUUGAUGGAUAUUGCACGCUACGGAAUGAAAAUACGAUUUUAA
Mycotypha africana is the source of this 1092-nucleotide messenger RNA. RefSeq lists its product as uncharacterized. The transcript is spliced from 2 exons. The record is from RefSeq and is a predicted model, not a curated record. Lineage: Eukaryota; Fungi; Mucoromycota; Mucoromycetes; Mucorales; Mycotyphaceae. The coding region runs from base 1 to 1092 and encodes 363 amino acids.